Fopius arisanus is the source of this 2298-nucleotide messenger RNA. It is a transcript of the gene vimar, whose product is annotated as visceral mesodermal armadillo-repeats. The record is from RefSeq and is a predicted model, not a curated record. Lineage: Eukaryota; Metazoa; Arthropoda; Insecta; Hymenoptera; Braconidae. The transcript is spliced from 8 exons. Gene Ontology annotation, molecular function: guanyl-nucleotide exchange factor activity; protein binding. Gene Ontology annotation, biological process: positive regulation of GTPase activity. Gene Ontology annotation, cellular component: cytosol. Bases 144 to 1991 code for a protein of 615 amino acids.
CAUCAUUUCGAGGAAAAACAUCAUCUCCCGACAUGACUUGAAUCGGUGGACGAACUACCAACUGAUGAGAUUAGUUGGGUGUUGAAAUCACCUGUCAUUGACAGAUGAAGACAGAUUUCUGAGGGGAGGACGAUUAUCGAGACAUGGAAGAGGUUCAGCAGAACAUCGAGGAACUUGUCCAGGAGCUCAGGGAAGUUGUCAAGCUCAAGGACGAGUUCAGGGAUUUAUCGGAUAUCGUGAGGAUACUGGAUUGUUUAGUUGAUGCCAGCAAGAAGACCAUUGCUGAUGAUUUCGAGUUCGAUGUUGAUGAUAUGUUCCUCAAACUCCUCAGCCACGAGUCCAAAGUUAUAGUAGCCAAGAGUGCGAAAGCAAUAGCCGAAAUAGCAAAGACUGAGAGCGGAAGACUCAAAUGUACCAAUGAUAAUCUAGUGAAAACACUGAUGGAUUUGUUGAAAGGAGAUGAUGUCAACGUUCUCACCCAGGCGUCAAGAGCUCUGGGGAAUAUAUGCUACGAGAACGAGCAGGGGAAGAAGCUGGUGCAGAAAAAUAAUGGCCUGCCCUAUAUUUUGGGGGUUUUGCGACGUGGUGUGAGGCUGGAGGACAACGAGAGGGCGAAAUUGCUUCGAAAUGUUGCUGCUGGCUUCCUCCUGAACUAUCUCGACGACCAGGAGCCCCUCCAGAAGAAAACCCUCGCCGACGAUCUUGUUCCAAUCGUCUGCGAUGUCCUGGAGAUCGAUGGAAGGACUGGAGGAGAAGCUGCAAUGCACGUUCUCCUCACUCUCGAGAUACUCAACGACUCUGGGAUACAAUUCCUCGAUGAGAGGCUGACGAAAAUUCUCGUGGAGAUCCUCGCAGGGGAAUCCUCCUCGGAGAUGUCUCAGAUGUGUCUGGAAUUACUCCAUGGACAGGCAGAGAAUGAGAAUGCCAAGAUGUUGCUUGCAAAAGCUGGUGUCUGUGAGUUACUUCUCGCCCUCCUCGAGAAGAAUGUCACCAGGUGCGUCGACGAGGAGACCCGAGGUGUCCUGAAGACUGCCUGCAACCUCAUUGUCCUGAUAAUAACCGGCGACGAGAGCAUGAAUUAUCUUUAUGGGAACAGCAACGGCGAGGUGUACAAAAAACUCGUCUCCUGGUUGGAGGACGACUGCGAUGAGGACCUCCAGGUGGCAGCCGUCCUGGCGAUGGGUAAUUUUGCCAGGACAGAUGCACAUUGUGAGCUCAUGGUGCUCCAGGGUGUCCACAAACGACUGAUGGAACUCCUGAAGAAAAAUAGUAGCUGCGAUGGGGACAUCAGGUUUCAGCACGCACUACUCUCUGCUGUUCGAAAUCUAGUCAUUCCGAAUAAUAAUAAACCAGUCAUGCUGAGGGAUGGACUGAUCGACGUCGUGUAUCCCAUGCUGGAGAUACCCACAUAUCCAGUUGUCUUCAAGCUCCUGGGAACGUUGAGAAUAGUCAUCGACGAUCAAGGUGAGGCAGCGACUUUAUUAGGGAGGAAAGAGGACUUGGUGAAGAAAGUCAUCGAGUGGUGCAGCACUGAGGAUGCCCCAGGAGUCCAGGGAGAGGCAAAUCGUCUGAUUGCAUGGCUAGUGACAAACAGCAGAGACAAAGAAGUCGUUUCGUUAUUAAUUAAAAAUGGUGCCGUUGAGUUCCUCUCGAAGAUGAUUAUUGCACCCCACGCCCUGAUGCAGAACGAGGCCCUCGUGAGUCUCACUAUCAUGACAGCAAUGGCCCUCGAUGAAUGUCAGCCAGAACUCAUUAAAUUUCGAAUCGAAGACACCAUAAUUAAAUUUUAUCGAGAAAGUGUCGCCAACCUGCAGCCCCCAAUCGUCGAAAACGCAAUAACUUUCAUGAAUAUUAUGAUAAAAUCAGAGGCUCUAAAGGAUCAUCUGAAGAGCUCAAAGCUCCCUGAAGCUCUGGAGGAGUUCCAGACCUCGGAAAUAAACAUGCCAGACGAAAAAACCAAAACGAAACUCUUUCUCAACGCUCUGAACUGAUUCAUAAUUUCCACUUGAAAAUCGAGGAUCGCUGCCACAACACACGUCAAUCCAUUCCACUCUCCAAAAAUCUAAAAACUGAUCUCAGUGAUGGGAAUUACAGGAUAAAUCGAGGUGACAUCGAUACUGAAUUGUGCCAAUUCCACAUAAAUAAUCAAAAUUCAUCUAUUUUUAUUACGAGAAAAGGAACAAUUGUGCAUUUUAAUUAUUAAAUUGAACGAGUACUGUAUUUUGUCGUUUAUAUAUACAGCCUACUGUGGAGUGUACUUUAUUUAUCAAAUAAAGAAUAUUUUAUUGAUGUACAUAA